GAUAGUCGCUCGAGCAACACCACAGAAGGCAGCCAAGAACCAAGACAGGACACACGGCUCCCCACAGUCAUCAAUCACAAUGAACCCACGCGUCGAGGAAAUCAGCGACUCCGAGUCGGACAGCGAGCCCUCAGAGAUGGAUAUUGAUGACGUGACGUCUCUGAUCCAGCCUUCAAAUCUACCCAGCUCCUCGUCGAUGCCCUCGCAGCUGCUGCAGCCACAAUCCCCCGCCAUCAAGACGUCCACCGACCGCGAAAGGUCCAAGCACUACCAGUGCUUAUACCCAAUCUACUUCGACAAGGCACGAUCAAGAGCCGAGGGACGCCGAGUAGGCCAGGAACUUGCCGUCGAGAACCCCCUGGCCCGGGAAAUGGCAGAUGCAGCCGCGAAUCUAGGCCUACGAACCGUCUUCGAGCCAGACAAGACGCACCCCAAGGACUGGUCUAACCCGGGCAGAGUGCGCGUCUUGCUGAAGCAUGAGGGCAAGCUGCUGGAUGACGACAUAAAGAACAAGCAUCACCUCUACAUCCUCAUCGCCUCCUACCUGAGGGCGAAUCCAACACAGAAGACGACUCCUUUCAGGUUACCCAUUGCUGGUAUUCCCAUGCCCAAGGAGAUGCCAGAACCAGCCAUUCCAAAGGGCUGGAAGAUGAACAAGAUCUUGCCUCUGCACUCGCCUGCUCUGACAGGAGGUGGCGUCUCGGACAAUUUCCUGCAAGACAUGAUGGCAGAAAUGCAGGGUGGCAUCGAGGGCGGCAGUGGAGCAAGUAGCGGCACAGAGACUAAGAAGAAGAAGGACAAGAAGAAAAAAUGAUAACGUGGAAGCAAGUAGCCAUCGACCGCCAACGCACUGCUGAGCACCUCCGACCAUGAGGUGCGGAGUGUAAUCCGUUGUCCUUUUUGCCGCACACACAUAGGGCAUAGCCCGUACAUCAUACGCCAAGUCGCCUCACCACGCUUUACCAGCUGCAAUAUCGACAAGGGGCUUUACAUUCUUACACGAUAUGGGGCAACGAAUCACCAAUUUCAAAAUUCAAAAUUCAAUCAGCA
Messenger RNA from Cucurbitaria berberidis CBS 394.84, 1050 nucleotides. RefSeq names its product SRP19-domain-containing protein. The coding region runs from base 80 to 814 and encodes 244 amino acids. Gene Ontology annotation, biological process: SRP-dependent cotranslational protein targeting to membrane; SRP-dependent cotranslational protein targeting to membrane, signal sequence recognition. The transcript is spliced from 2 exons. The record is from RefSeq and is a predicted model, not a curated record. Gene Ontology annotation, molecular function: 7S RNA binding. Gene Ontology annotation, cellular component: signal recognition particle, endoplasmic reticulum targeting. Lineage: Eukaryota; Fungi; Ascomycota; Dothideomycetes; Pleosporales; Cucurbitariaceae.